Messenger RNA from Heterostelium album PN500, 1779 nucleotides. RefSeq names its product dihydroxyacetone kinase (gene dhak). Gene Ontology annotation, molecular function: glycerone kinase activity. Gene Ontology annotation, cellular component: cytosol. Lineage: Eukaryota; Evosea; Eumycetozoa; Acytosteliales; Acytosteliaceae. Bases 1 to 1779 code for a protein of 592 amino acids. Gene Ontology annotation, biological process: glycerol catabolic process. The transcript has 3 exons. The record is from RefSeq and is a predicted model, not a curated record.
AUGAAAAAAUUGAUUAAUGACCCAAAUAAUGUAGUUAAUGAUAUGAUCGAUGGUUUACUUCUAACCAACCCAUCAUUGAAACGACACGAUAAUCAUUCAAAUGUUUUAACAAGAUUAGAUGCACCGUUGAAAAAUAAGGUGGCUUUGAUUAGUGGAGGUGGAAGUGGACAUGAACCAAGUCAUGCCGGUUUCAUUGGUGUCGGUAUGCUGAGUGGCGCCGUUUUGGGAAAUGUGUUUACCUCGCCAACACCAUCGAUGGUUCUCUCGGCGAUUCGCGGUGUCACUGGUGAAGCAGGUUGCCUGUUGAUCGUAAAGAACUACACUGGCGAUCGAUUGAACUUUGCUAUCGCCGCAGAGAUGGCGCGUAUCGAGAACUACAAGGUCGAGAUUCUUAUUGUUGGCGACGACUUGGCUACACCCAGUAGCAAGAGAGGAAUAGCAGGAACUGUGUUGGUACACAAGAUUCUGGGUGCUCUCGCUGAACAGGAUACUCCACUCGAACAACUCUUAAGUAUCGGUCGGAAAUUGGUCGGCAAUCUUAAUACUAUUGGUGUGGCAUUGUCUGGCUGCACCAUUCCUGCUGUUGGAAGACCGUCGUUUGAACUACCGGACGAUGAAAUGGAGCUUGGUCUUGGUAUUCACGGUGAGCCAGGAAUCAAGAGAGAAAAGAUGAAACCUGUCAAUGAAAUCGUUCAUUCGUUAGUCAAUCUUAUUUUGGAGAAAUCUGAUCCCGCUUGCAAUAGAAAUAAGAAAUUGGUUGUUCUUAUCAAUAAUUUGGGUUCAACGACAGCAAUGGAAAUGACUAUAGUAGCAGGAGAAACUGUUAAACUCUUACAUUCACUUGGAUAUCAGGUAGAUCGUUUGAUUGUCGGAGCAUUGAUGACUGCAUUGGAAAUGUCUGGAUUUAGUAUUACUCUAUUACCAUCCAAUAUCGAUGAUACUACUACUACUAAUACAGUAGAUAUUAUUGGCUGUAUAGACUAUCCAACCACAGCACAAUAUUGGCCUACCAACAGUGUCACCAACCCACCAGUAAAACCAAAUCAAGUUGCUGCUGAACUUGACUCACAUAUCGAUCCAAAUCAACAUAUUUAUGAUAAUCUAAAGAGUGUUACAAUUAGUGCAGAUGAUGCAUUGCUAUUUAAGGAGAUGUUGAAGAAAGGUUGUCAUUCGUUGAUAGAGAAUGCAAACAUACUGACGGAUUUGGAUUCAAAGGUUGGUGAUGGUGAUCUUGGAUUGACUCUGGAGAGAGCUGCAAAUAAUGUAUUGAAACUGAUCGAUCUCAUUCCAUUUGAAAGACCAUGCUAUACUCUGAGAAAGUUGUCUGUUGUGUUCCAAGAAUCGUUGGGUGGCUCGUCAGGACCAUUCUAUUCGAUUUUCUUUUUGAGAAUGUCAGACACGCUGUUCAAGAGUGAAAAGCAAGAUCUCACUGCAUGGGCUGCCGCUUUGAAAUCCGGCUACGAAGGCAUACAGAGUUUGGGUGGUGCCAAGCUGGGUGAUUGCACGAUGCUCGACGCAUUGAUACCGGCUAUCGACUCGAUUGUCAAGUCUAGCACCGACAGAAGCUUGUCGCUCUCUGACAUUAUCAAACUAGCUUCAGAAAAAGCACAUGAAGGUGCCGUUUCAACCAUUGAAAUGCAAUCGAAAUGUGGCAGAUCUUCCUAUAUUGGUGAACGAGCUAAAAAUCAUAUAGAUCCAGGAGCAUGUGCCAUAAGUGUCAUUUUUCAAUCAUUAAAAGAUGUCUUUAAAACUGAAGAUAUAAAUAAUAAUAAAAACUAA